AUGCCGGCCAGUAGCAUGCAGGCCCCCUUCCUCUUCCUGAUGCCCUUUAACCUGAGCAACCUGAAGCAAGGCGGCCGUUGCCAGGCGCUGUUGCGGGCGUCACGCUGCGUGCCCUACGUGGGGCGCGCGAUCGCUGAAGCGGGAAGCGUGAGCUGCCGCGCCAUGGCCCGAGUAUCCAAAGUGUGGCAGCAGCCGUUUCUGAAUGUCUUCAGACACUUCAAGGUGGAUGAAUGGAAGCGAUCGACCAAGGAGGGUGAUGUGACCACAGUGAUGGACAAGACCCUGAAGAGCACUGUCUUCCGCAUCCGGGGAUCUGUGUCUGCUGCCAAUUACCUCCAGCUUCCCAGAACCAGCACUCAGUCCCUGGGGCUAACUGGCCGGUACUUGUAUGUGCUCUUCCGGCCCCUACCUGCCAAACACUUUGUCAUCCACCUGGAUGUGUCCACUGAGGACAGCCAGGUCAUCCGUAUGUCCUUCUCUAACCUCUUAAAGGAGUUCAAGUCCACAGCUACUUGGCUUCAGUUCCCCUUCCUCUGUGAGGCCCGGCCAUUAAGGCCAGACCCUGCAGGCACGGCUCGUCAUGGCUCCCACUGGACCUGCCUGCAUCUGGACUUGCAGGACAUCUUGUUGGUCUACCUGAACCGGCGCUAUGGGCACCUCAAGAGUGUCCGUCUCUGUGCCAGCCUGUUGGUCCGGAACCUCUACACCAGUGACCUGUGCUUUGACCCUACUGUGACUGUAACUGAGGCCCGGCGUGGCAAGCUGAGUGUCACACCCAUGCCGAGGGAGAUGGCAUACCCGGUACCAAAAGGCGAGAGCUGGCAUGACCGCUACGUUCACAUCAGGCCUCCGGGCACCAUUACAGAAGUUCCUUCCACGUGUGGCAGUUGGCAGUGGAGCCCUACGGCACAAUGUGUCUGCUUUGGUCCGGACAUCCAGCCCUACAGCUGUGAGUGCCCUGUCCGCCUGUCUUUGGAGCUGCUGGAGACCCUGGCCCAGGGCGGGGCCGGUGAUGGCACCCAUGUGUUUGCCUGCACACCAGCUGUGGCACCGGGAGUUUUGGAAGAUGUUGGCUUUCAGGAGGUGGGUACCUACAGGAAGGCCCAGUCCCCUACCACACAGGCUCAGCGGGACAGCAUCUUGCGGUGUCCCGGGCUGCAGGCAAGUUUCCUGCCGGACCCAGUCCUGCGGCUCAAGGGAGUCAUUGGUUUUGGGGGCCACAGCACUAGAUGGGCCCUGUGGACCAAGGAUGGCACCGCUGUCGUGUACCCCUGCCAUGCAGUCCUCGUGGUUCUGCAGAUUGACACAGGCAGGCAGCGCUUCUUCCUUGGCCACACAGACAAGGUCUCCGCCCUGGCACUGGACCGGAGCAACUUGCUGUUGGCCUCGGCUCAGGCACAGCUCCCGAGCAUGGUGCGGCUCUGGAAUUUCCAGAAGGGGUGCUGCCUCUCCAUGUUUCAGAGCCCAGUGUCUACAGUCAGCUCCCUCAGCUUCUCUGACAGCGGGACAAUUCUCUGCGGUGUCGGCAAGGACAAGCAUGGGAGGACGAUUGUGGUGGCCUGGAGUACUGACCGUGUGGGCCUCGGGGGUGAGGUGGUCAUCCUUGCGAAGGUGCACACUGAUUCAGAUGUCCAGUCCUGGGCUGUGGCCUCUGAUGACACCAGGAUGGCGUCCUGUGGCCGUGGAAGUGUGCGGCUGUGGCGACUGCACAAUGGGGCGCUGCGCUCCUGUGCUGUGGACCUGGGAGAGCGCCAUGCACUGCACUUCACUGACCUCGCCUUUGAUCGGGACCCAGAUGGGCCGCACACGCUUUAUGUGUGCAGCCGGAGUGGUCACAUCCUGGAGGUGGAUGUCCAGCGCAUGGCUGUGCGGCAUGCUCGCCGCCUGCUGCCCACACGACUCCCUGAUGUCCCCGAUCCACAGAAACCGACCUUCACCCCAGGCCAUGGUGUGGUCAUCAGUAGCCUCAGCAUCUCUGCAGCUGUAUGUGCCGUUGGCUCCGAGGACCACUACCUGCGCCUCUGGCCCCUGGACUUCUCUGCCGUGCUCCUGGAAACAGAGCACGAGGGUCCGGUCAGCUCAGUGUGUGUCAGCCCUGAUGGCCUGCGGGUACUGACCACCACCUCCACGGGCCAGCUGGGAUUCCUGGACAUAGCGUCCCGCGAGUACCAUGUACUGGUCCGCUCGCACACUGCCCCUGUGCUGGCCUGUGCGCUGGAGCCUGCCCGCAGGCAGCUUGCCACUGUUGCCCAGGACAGCACAGUCUGCAUCUGGGACUUGGUGACUCUGCGACAGCUGUAUGACCUCACACCCCCAAAUGAGGCCCCAUGUGCCGUGGCCUUUCACCCCACACAGCAGACCCUGUUCUGUGGCUUCCGCAGUGGCGCUGUGCAGUCUUUCAGCCUGGUGGCCUCAGAUGCACUGGUGGAGCACAGGAGACACAAAGGAGCUGUGACUGGCCUGGCUGUCACCCCAGAUGGCCGCUUCCUGUUCAGUGCCUGUUCUCAGGGUGCCUUGACCCAGUAUGACUGUGCAGCCCUCCGGUGCUCUGUCCUCCGUGUGGCAGGGAACAUGGUGUGCCAGGAUGCCUGGCUGAGUGCCAACGCUCUGGCUGUCAGCCGGGACAGCCUCCUGCUGGCCUUCGUGGGGCCUUCCAAGCAUACAGUGAGCAUCGUAGGCACAGCCUCCUUGGAUGAGCUCCUGCGGGUGGACGUCAGUGGCCUGGACCCAGCCAGCACCCACCUGGACUCUGCUGUGGCUGUCUGCUUUGGGCCCCUGCCCACCAGCCAUCUACUAGUGUCUACCUUUUCCACCAGAGUCCUGGUGCUAGAUGCCACGUCGGGGCGCAUCAUCCGGGAACUGUCUGGUGUCCACCCUGUGGCCUGCUCUUCCCUGGCUUUUAGUGAGGAUGCCCGCCUCCUGGUGACAGCCAGUGACCGGGCCAUCAAGGUGUGGAACUCCCCGACACAGGUGCACUCCGGCUGCCAGGUGUUCAUUGGACACUCAGAACCUGUGCAGGCUGUGGCUUUCACCCCCGAUCAGUGCCAAGUCCUCAGUGUGGGGGAUGCCAUCUUCCUGUGGGAUGUCCUGGUCCCUUCCAAGAUGACACCUCAAGGCAGCUCUGAAGACUCCCCUCAGCAGCCCUCAGUUUAUGAGGCAGAACUGGUCACAGGACAGCAGGACGAGGAUGCAGCCUUUAGGGCCCGCGGGCUUCCCCGGCUCCUAGUGCCUGUGCCAUCCCAGGCCUCCCCGCCUCGGGUGACCAUCAGCACCCCAUCUUCAGAGGACAGUGAUGGUGUGUCCUCGCUGGUAGAGGACGAAAGGCCCAGUGAGAAGAACACCUUCAUGGAGCCCUCCACAGCCCCAACCCCUCCUGUGCUGGUGGAGAAAGGAGCUGGAGGGCACAGGCUGAGGAGGGUCACAGGGGUUCCCGGGGGGCUCAGCAAGCCCAUCCUGUCUCACAACCUGCUGGGUACCAACAGCUCCAGGACUCCUGAGGCCCCACCUGCCACUCGCCCUGACUCCUACAAGCACUUUGUGGCACGCUUCAAGGUCUCCCAGCUCCCCAAGAACUUGACCUACGCUCCGGCUGGUGGUGAGAGGCUGCGUCUGAAGGCUGUGGUCGGCUACAACGGGAACGGACGGGCCAACAUGGUGUGGAGGCCGGACACAGGCUUCUUCGCUUACUCAUGUGGCAGUCUGGUGGUAGUGGAAGACCUGCACUCCGGCUCCCAGCAGCACUGGCCCGGCCACCCUGAGGAGGUCUCCACAUUGGCCCUCAGCCACAAUGCCCAGGUCUUGGCCUCUGCCUCAUGCUGCGGCAGUGAGACUGCGCGCUGCCAAGUCCGCCUCUGGGAUGUGUCCACGGGAGCCUGUCGUGGUCUCAUUUUGCACCAUGAGUCCGCGGUCCAAGCCUUGGCCUUCUCGCCAGACGAUAGGCUGCUCGUCACGCUGGGCGACUACAGUGACCGCACGCUUGCCUUAUGGAGCACAGCCACCCAUGAGCUGGUGACUUCCACACGCCUAGCGCAGCCGAUGCACGGUGUGGCCUUCAGCCCAGGGGACACCACUGAGCUCACCUGUGUGGGCCGGGGUUCCAUCACAUUCUGGGCCCUGCAGCAGCAUGGGGCGGACAUCCGACUCCAGGUGCACACUGAGCCACUCCCUGUGGAGGUGGCAGCUGGUGAGCUGACUGCGCUCUGCUUCGGCCCUGCCCCCUUGCUCUACUGCGGUUCCAACGCCGGCCACAUCUGUGUUUGGGAUACUCAGUCUGGUUGCUGCUUCCUGGCCUGGGAGGCCGAUGAUGGGGAGAUUGGGGUGCUGGUGUGCUCAGGGACACGGUUGGUCAGCGGCAGCAACACCCGACAGUUGCGCCUGUGGGCAGUGGGGGCCGUGCUAGAGCUUAGGCUGAAGGGCUCGGGUGCCAGGUCCAGUGCUGUCCUCCUGGAGCGCGAGCUAACACUAGAUGGGGCCAUCGUGAGCGCCUCCUUUGAUGACAGUAUGGACAUGGGCAUUGUGGGCACCACAGCAGGCACUCUCUGGUAUGUCAGCUGGGUCCAGGGUGCCAGCACUCGCCUAGUCAGCGGCCACAGGAGCAAGGUGAAUGAGGUGGCCUUCAGCCCUGACGAGUCCCACUGUGCCACCUGUGGCGAGGAUGGCAGUGUGCGGGUGUGGUCUCUGGCCAGCAUGGAGCUGGUGGUCCAGUUCCAGGUGCUAAACCAGAGCUGUCUCUGCUUGGCAUGGAGUCCUCCAUCGUGCAGACACCAGCGGCUGGUGGCUGGCUACAGCGACGGCACUCUGCGUGUCUUCAGCGUUUCCCACACUGAGAUGGAGCUCAAGAUGCACCCGCACCCCUGUGCACUGACAGCUGUGACCUUUUCUACAGAUGGUCAGACCAUUCUCUCUGGGGACAAGGAUGGGCUGGUGGUGGUCAGCCGACCCUGCACAGGGAUGACUGUCCGUUUGCUGAAAGACCACCAGGGUGCUCCAAUCUCUGUCAUCCAAACCAGAAGCAAAGAGCAUGCAGACUUUGGCUUGCCGGGGACAGACCUGUGGCUGGCCACCAGUGGGGACCAGCGGGUCAGUGUCUGGGCGGCAGACUGGUUGGGGGACCGCUGUGAACUUGUGGACUGGCUCAGUUUCCCAGCACCUGUGCCCGCAGAGCCUCCUGAUCACCCACCACCCUCCCUUGCUGUCUUCUGCCCCUGGGACGAGGACCUGUUGGUGUGCGCCGGUCUCGGACUGAGGACUGGGCUGCUUCUCUACAGCCUUCGCCAGAAGCAGGUGGUGGAGACAAUCCCAAUGCCCCUCUUCGCCAAGUCUCUGAGCCUGUCCCCAGGAGCCCACCUGGCGGCAGUUGGUUUUGCUGAGCGCCUGUUGAGGCUGGUGGACUUCAGGUCAAGGACCUCAGAGGACGUCGCUGGCCAUGACGACUCUGUCCACCUGUGCUGCUUCUCCCCGUCUGCGCAGCUCCUAUUCACAGCGGCCCACAACGAGAUCUUGGUGUGGGAAGUUUUAGCCUUGCUCCCUACUGUGCAGGGGCCACAGAGCCUGGAAUUCCAGAGCACAUAUAGAUUUAAAAGGUAUGGCUUCCGCUGUGGCAGCCAUAGACGUGCAGCAGCCAUGGCUGUGUGCUACCCUAUGGCCAUGGGCCUCAACCAGGGCCACAAAGUCACCAAGAACGUGAGCAAGCGAAGGCACAACCGCCUCCGCGGGCGCCUCACCAAGCACACCAAGUUCUUGCAGGAUAUGGUCUAG
This is a messenger RNA of Elephantulus edwardii (Cape elephant shrew), 5757 nucleotides long. RefSeq names its product WD repeat domain 90 (gene WDR90). NCBI's taxonomy places the organism in Eukaryota, Metazoa, Chordata, Mammalia, Macroscelidea, Macroscelididae. Gene Ontology annotation, biological process: translation. Gene Ontology annotation, cellular component: ribosome; centriole. Gene Ontology annotation, molecular function: protein binding; structural constituent of ribosome. The transcript is spliced from 43 exons. The record is from RefSeq and is a predicted model, not a curated record. The coding region runs from base 1 to 5757 and encodes 1918 amino acids.